ACGACCGAUGAAAUGAGGGAGGCCUGUCGGAAAGAACUCUUAGCUACGGGGCUUGCGACAUUCGUCAACACUCGAGUCAAGACGAUCGAGAAGAUCAGUGAUGGUCAGUUUGAAGUCGUCGACCACGCCGAUAAGCACUGGGUUGGCAAAAAGGUGUUGCUUUCGUAUGGCGCACGGGAGGUGUUCCCGGAUUUGCCCGGAUACCUUGACCUGUAUACUCGCCGCAUAUUUCCGUGCAUGUUCCAGUUCGGAUAUGAGCUUCGCGGCUCACCAUCUGGGGGACUGCUGGCUAUCGACGGGCUGGCAAAUCUGCAGCACGCAGCCUUACUCACUCUCGAUGGACACAGAUUUGCAGACAAGAUGACGAUCUAUACCAAUGGGGAUCAGAUAUUGUUUGAAAGUCUCCGCAACCGGUUUCUGGGCACUACAUCUAUUCACCUGGACGAUCGGAAGAUCACGCAUGUCGGUCAGGACACGGAGACAUCACAGGUUGUCAUAAACUUUGAGGUCGGGGCUAAGUGUUUGGAGUCUUUCCUUAUCCACCGCCCGAAAAUAACAAUCGACCAAAACCUACCAUCCCAGCUAAAAAUUAAACCGUCCGAGUCGGGAGGGAUUCAAGUGGCGCCGCCGUUCUACGGCACCAACGUCCGCGGGGUUUACGCUGCUGGUGACUGCGCUUCCCCCAUGAAGACGAUUACCAACGCAAUGACUAUGGGGUCCUACGCUGCGUGUGGAUUGUCGCGAGAGUUGCAGACUGACAAAUAUUAACACAUCUCUUUAUAAAUAAUUAAAUAAAUAAAUUAAUAUUUUUAUUUAAAAGGAAAUAUAUAAGGUUAGUUACUAUUAAAUAUAUUUAUAGGAAUUAUCCUUAAGGGGAUACUUUUUAAAGGAAUAUAUUAAAUAUAAGGGAUUAUAUUUUAAGCCAGGAUAUUGGAUAAACGGGGACCUUAGGGUAAACCCACGUUAGGAAGACAAGGGCCCUUGUAAAAUCUCUGCGUAGCAAGACACGUUAC
Molecule: messenger RNA, 1013 nt
Organism: Xylaria bambusicola
Lineage: Eukaryota; Fungi; Ascomycota; Sordariomycetes; Xylariales; Xylariaceae
Exons: 2
Coding region: 13-768 (251 amino acids)
Source: RefSeq, a predicted model, not a curated record